CCCCGAAUAAAACAAAAAUCAGUCUGCAGGAGAGGUGACAUAUUCUGUCCAUCUACCAAACUUUUUACAGUACGGUGAAACGAACGGAUUUGAGUCUGCACGAAGAGCCGUGCGCCCCUCGGGGACCUCGUGUGCACUUCGAGGAUGCACACUGCAAAAAAUACUCAUCACGCAGGUCAUUAGACAUGUAAUGAGUGAGAAAACGUCAAUUUUCCUUCUCUGAAAGUGAGAAUCGGGUGAGAUAUUGUGCCUUUUGUUUCCUGUGUGAAGCAGCCUUUUUUUCUUUUCUUUUCCGGACUCGAUCUUUCACAUCCUUUAAGGAGCUUAAUGUAUGUUGUACUUGUAUCCAUACGUACGCGAAAGAUUUUCUUUCUUUCUUUCCUUCUUUCCAGCGCGCAACAAUUGACCUGCUUAAUUUGACAGGAGGGGAAAUUGCCAAAUGGCUUUGGAGAAUCAAGAGUUUUUUUCCCCUUAAACGGGAUUUUCUUUUCUUUCUUUGCUUCUUUCUUUCUUUCGUUCUUUUUCAGGGUAUCUCUCGCUGAAGUCAUCCUCCGUUUCGUGCGCGGCAGCAACCAAGGACAGGAGAGCAUCAGCAGGGAGAGAGAAAGGUGCCUCCUCUCCUCUCCGCUCCUCUUCUCUCGUCUCCUCGCCAUUGCGCUCAUUGUGUCGCUGCUGAAUUGCUCGUCAGCGCGAUCGCUCCUGUGACCGGAGGCUGCUGGAAGAAGAGGAAGAAGAAGAAGAAGAAGCGGAGGGACACAAACACGGACAAACCUAUGCGUGGAUUUCGGCUUUUUUCCCCUUCGCCAAUGCAAAAGGAAAUAUGCAGCGAAGCUUCACCUUGCUCUACACCAGUUUACUGGGGAUAUGCCUGGGUUCGGGCUCAAGUUUCCCAAGUAACAUCAACAUAGGAGGAUUGUUCCCCAACGUUUCGCACGAAUAUGAGGUGUUCCGGUUCGCCCUCUCUCACCACCAGGACAUCCCCAAACUGGUGUCGCAUGUGGAUAUGGUCAUAAUGGGAAAUAGCUUCUCCAUGACAUAUGCCUUUUGCUCCCAGUUCUCCAAAGGUGUGUACGCCAUCAUUGGCCUCUAUGACAGGAAGACUGUAAACAUGCUCAUGUCGUUCUGCGGCGCGCUGCAUGUCUGCUUCGUCACGCCAUCCUUCCCCAUUGAGACCGCUAACCAGUUUGUCAUCCAGUUGAGGCCUGAACUCCAGGACGCUCUGGUGGGAGUCAUCGAGCACUAUGGGUGGAACAAGUUCGUCUACAUGUACAGCUCUGACUCAGGGCUUUCGGUGCUGCAGAAGGUUCUGGACACAGCGGCGGAGAAGAACUGGCUGGUGACCUCAGUCAACGUGGAGAGCAUGACGGGGGACUCCUUCAUGAAAGUGUUCAAAGACCUGGACAAGUGGAAAGAGGGGAAUAUUAUCAUUGAUUGUGAGACCGAGAGACUCACUGGCAUUCUCAAAGAGAUUGUAGAACAAGGAAAGAACGCAAAGAGCUUCCACUACAUCCUCGCCAACCUGGGUUUCCUAGACAUUGACCUGACAGACCUGAGGAAAGGCGGUGCCAACAUCACUGGAUUUCAGCUUGUUAACAACUCCGAGCCGAGCGUGAGCCGCAUCGUCCAGCAGUGGAUGGAGUUUGACAACAAAGACUCCAAAAUGCCCAAAACUGGACUCAAAUACAUGGGCGCGCUGACAUAUGACGGGGUGAAAGUCAUGUCCACAGCCUUCCAGUAUCUGAGAAGACAGAGGAUAGACAUCUCUCGCCGCGGCAAUGCUGGAGAGUGUCUCGCCAACCCGCCAGCCCCUUGGGGACAGGGCAUAGACAUCCAGAGAGCCUUGCAGCAGGUUCAAAUUGACGGAUUGACUGGUCACAUACAGUUCAACGAGAAGGGUCGCAGAACCAACUAUACUGUCUGUGUCAUGGAACUGGCCCCAUCUGGACCCAAGAAGGUUGGCUACUGGAAUGAAGAUGAGAAGUAUGUGAGCACAGCUAGCCUCUCAAGGGUCAAUAAUGACACACACGGACUGUUGAACAGGACAUAUAUAGUCACCACUAUUUUGGAGUCUCCCUAUGUGAUGCUAAAGAAGAACCACGAUCUGCUCGUAGGAAAUGAUAAGUACGAAGGCUACAUUGUAGAGCUGGCUGCAGAGAUAGCAAAGCAUGUGGGCUACCAAUACAAGCUUAAAAUUGUUUCCGAUGGCAAGUACGGAGCCAAAGAUCCUGAAACCCAGAAGUGGAAUGGCAUGGUUGGAGAACUGGUCUAUGACAAAGCAGAUCUGGCUGUCGCUCCACUUACUAUCACGCUAGUCCGUGAAGAGGUGAUAGACUUCUCCAAGCCCUUCAUGUCUCUUGGUAUUUCUAUCAUGAUCAAGAAACCCACAAAGUCCAAGCCUGGUGUGUUUUCCUUCCUGGACCCACUGGCUUACGAGAUCUGGAUGUGCAUCGUGUUCGCCUACAUCGGCGUCAGCGUCGUCCUCUUCCUCGUCAGUCGAUUCAGCCCUUACGAGUGGCACGCUGAAGACUACGAGGAGGGAGCCGAGCCUCAGACUCCCACGCAAGCGGCGGCCUCCAACGGCGUGCAGCCGAGCCAGACGCCAACGCAGCAGAACGCCAACCAGCAGAGUCCAGAACAGACCAACGAGUUUGGCAUCUUCAAUUCUCUUUGGUUUUCGCUCGGCGCCUUCAUGCAGCAGGGUUGUGAUAUCUCACCACGCUCUCUGUCUGGUCGCAUUGUCGGUGGCGUCUGGUGGUUCUUCACCCUGAUCAUCAUCUCCUCCUAUACGGCCAACCUGGCUGCCUUCCUGACCGUAGAGAGGAUGGUGUCUCCUAUAGAGAGCGCCGAGGACCUGGCUAAGCAGACGGAGAUCGCCUACGGAACGUUAGAUGCCGGUUCGACGAAAGAGUUCUUCAGGAGGUCAAAGAUCGCUGUGUUUGAGAAGAUGUGGUCCUACAUGAAGUCCGCUGACCCGUCAGUGUUUGUCAAAACAACAGAUGAGGGAGUGAUGCGGGUCAGGAAAUCCAAAGGCAAGUACGCCUACUUGCUGGAGUCCACGAUGAACGAGUACAUAGAGCAGAGGAAGCCAUGUGACACGAUGAAGGUGGGAGGAAACCUGGACUCAAAAGGUUAUGGGAUUGCCACGCCCAAGCGCUCCCCUCUAAGAAACCCAGUAAACCUGGCAGUAUUAAAACUGAACGAGCAAGGCCUCUUGGACAAAUUGAAAAACAAGUGGUGGUACGACAAAGGAGAGUGCGGCAGCGGGGGAGGGGACUCCAAGGACAAGACAAGUGCUCUGAGCCUCAGCAAUGUGGCAGGAGUCUUCUACAUCCUGAUUGGAGGCCUGGGCCUGGCCAUGCUGGUGGCACUGGUGGAGUUCUGCUACAAGUCCCGGACCGAGUCGCGCCGAAUGAAGCAGUCCAUCAACGAUGCCAUGCGCUGCUCCACCUUGACCAGGAUGAGUGGUAACGGGAGCGGAGGAGAGAACGGACGAAUCCUCACCCAUGACUUCCCCAAGACGGUUCAGACGCUGCCCUGUAUGAGCCACACCGCCAGCAUGGGACUGGGAACCUCCGGCUGUGAUCACCAUCUCGUCCCGCUGGGAUCUCGGGACCGUCAGGGUGGGGUGGGGGGCAGAACGGGAGCACUAAAAAUCAUGGCCGUCUGGUUUUAGACCAACCUACUCUCCUGGCUGUCAAUGUGCUCGACUUAAAAAAGAAGAAAAAAAUGAUGAUAAUAAUUAAGACUUGAACUUACUGCCAAAAUGCACUCUCCAAACCGCUCCCAAAUAAACUAUGAACAGCAACUCCACAUUUUUUUUUAAUAAAUGGAUGUUUAAAAAAAAAGAAAGAAAGAAAUGUGCUGCAAUAAAAAAAAUAAAAA
Messenger RNA from Xiphophorus maculatus (southern platyfish), 3882 nucleotides. It is a transcript of the gene gria1a, whose product is annotated as glutamate receptor 1. Gene Ontology annotation, biological process: modulation of chemical synaptic transmission; synaptic transmission, glutamatergic. Gene Ontology annotation, cellular component: AMPA glutamate receptor complex; dendritic spine; postsynaptic membrane. The record is from RefSeq and is a predicted model, not a curated record. Gene Ontology annotation, molecular function: transmitter-gated monoatomic ion channel activity involved in regulation of postsynaptic membrane potential; AMPA glutamate receptor activity. NCBI's taxonomy places the organism in Eukaryota, Metazoa, Chordata, Actinopteri, Cyprinodontiformes, Poeciliidae.